ACAUCCAGAAAACACACUCAAAAUCCAAUAACCAAUAGCAUUUUGGUGAAAAUGAUUCUCUUUGUCUGUCUCUUUGCUCUCCUAUUUUCUUCCUCCUCCCAUGCAGCUGAUUUCUGUGUUGCAAAACUAAAGGGUGCAGGAAAUCCUGCAGGGUAUGCCUGCAGAAUGCCCUCAAAGGUCACAGUCGAUGAUUUUGUGUUUACUGGCCUUGGCGUUGCUGGCAACACUACCAACAUUAUCAGUGCUGCCGUGACCCCAGCUUUUGUACAGCAAUUUCCCGGUGUAAAUGGGCUUGGUCUAUCCAUGGCUCGACUAGACCUAGCACCAGCUGGUGUUAUCCCAAUGCACACGCACCCUGGUGCAUCCGAAGUCUUAUUUGUUGUGCAAGGUAAGAUCACCGCUGGAUUCAUCUCCAGCUUGGCCAACACUGUCUACGUAAAGACUCUUAAGAAGGGUGAUGUUAUGGUGUUUCCACGAGGGCUGUUUCACUUUCAAAUAAAUGAUGGUGAGAUAAAUGCAGUCGCUGUUGUUAGCUUCAGUGACCCUGAUCCUGGCCUCCAAAUCACUGAUUUUGCGUUCUUUGCCAAUAACUUGUCCUCAGAGUUGUUGGAGAAAUCCACUUUUCUUGAUGAUGCUCAGGUUAAAAAGCUCAAGAAAGUUCUUGGUGGAACUGGCUAGGCUAGCUUACUGAAAACUUUUUCAUCCAUUUCUUCAUGUGUUUUAAUUAGACUAAGUAAUGUGGUUGUGUUCUCAUCAAUUGUUUUUCAUUUUUUGCAAUUUUGUUUCGUUUUAAAUUUGAAAGCUCCAUUAAUUAA
Molecule: messenger RNA, 815 nt
Organism: Populus nigra (black poplar)
Lineage: Eukaryota; Viridiplantae; Streptophyta; Magnoliopsida; Malpighiales; Salicaceae
Product: auxin-binding protein ABP19a-like
Exons: 1
Coding region: 52-678 (208 amino acids)
Cellular component (GO): cell wall
Molecular function (GO): manganese ion binding
Source: RefSeq, a predicted model, not a curated record